Molecule: messenger RNA, 729 nt
Organism: Williopsis jadinii
Lineage: Eukaryota; Fungi; Ascomycota; Saccharomycetes; Phaffomycetales; Wickerhamomycetaceae
Exons: 1
Coding region: 274-555 (93 amino acids)
Source: RefSeq, a predicted model, not a curated record
UGUGGUAGGGGUGUGUGGUAAGGGUGCGUAAUAGGAGGACAUCAACAGCAUAUCGUCUCCAGCGAGAACUAUGGCGUUUCAGCAGUUAUCUUCGACCGCACGAUUGGAUCAGACUGUAGGCGGAAGUCUCAUCAUGAUUUGAAAGGAGGAGGAUUCUUGAAUCCAGGCACGCAAAGUGCGCACACGAUCAGUAAAAAACACACCAAUUACGCAAUACUGUUUCAGCCGAAAGGUUGAUGAUAGGACGGCUACCCAAACCGGGGUUCAAGAGUAAUGGAUGAACCUUUGGAACGCCUGAAAUCAUUCACGGCACCUGAACCAAUGGAGUUGUUGGUUGAUUGGCGUACGGAAAGAGCGUUACUGGCUAUUGGAACCUUUGGCUCUUGGAACCUCUGGCUAUUGGGACCUUUGGCUGCCGGGGUUAAGUUACGAGGACAGCGUUCGCACAUAAGGGUGGACUAUGCUUCAGCGCUGACCAGUCUAGACUUGACGGAACAUAUCGAGGUUGGACCGAAUAAUCAAAUCACUUAUAGGCACAUCGAAUCACCACUUUGACCAAGGCUGUGUUAAUUAGCCACUAGUAAUGGUAGAUAUUGAGUCUCUUUUGCACAGGAGACGCAGGUAAUUAUUACUUGCAUCCUCAAGGCGAAAAAAAGGCGCAAAAAAUCUGCCAAUGUAACGAAUUAGGUCGAAGAGAAAUUUGCAUUCACGACUGAAUGUACAGCAAAG